AUGUUUGACAUUCAGCUAAGGAAGGUCAAGGACCGUACCUUUCGACCGGCAGUACAAUUCGUCCCGGAGGUGGUCACACCUGGACACCUUACCUUCGCCGCCUUUAUCGCCGGACUAGGAGCCUGCAUGUGUGCGAUGGCUACCGAUCCGCGAAUGUCUACCUGGGCGGUUUAUCUCUGGUUGAUCAAUCGUAUACUUGAUUGCCUUGAUGGAGCGGUUGCGCGGACACGCAACCAAACUUCUGACGCGGGAGGAUUUCUGGACCUUCUCUCGGAUUUUAUCGUCUAUUCUCUGAUGCCGAUCAGCGUUGCAUGUGGAGAGACUCGACGAGGGCUGGCUCCCGAGAAUAUGUCCAGCUUGUGGCUGUCGAUCUCUCUACUUGAAGCGACGUUCCACAUCAAUAACUUCAUUCUCUUCUAUCUUGCUGCUUUGUCAUCACAAAAGACAAAUGAUGAGUUGACUGCUGUAACCAUGAAACCUGCCCUAGUUGAAGGUUUCGAGAGCGGUAUCUUCUUCACUCUCAUGCUGGCGUUUCCUAGCCUGCUUCAUUAUCUCACGUGGACAAUGGCAGCCGGUGUUUGCAUCGGCAUCGCGAGUAGAACUUGGCUGAUCUUGGACGCCUUCGCAGCCAUGAAGAUUCAACCGGGCCAUAUAAAAGUCUGCUGA
This is a messenger RNA of Exophiala spinifera, 666 nucleotides long. RefSeq lists its product as uncharacterized. The record is from RefSeq and is a predicted model, not a curated record. The transcript has a single exon. The coding region runs from base 1 to 666 and encodes 221 amino acids. Gene Ontology annotation, cellular component: membrane. Gene Ontology annotation, biological process: phospholipid biosynthetic process. Gene Ontology annotation, molecular function: phosphotransferase activity, for other substituted phosphate groups. NCBI's taxonomy places the organism in Eukaryota, Fungi, Ascomycota, Eurotiomycetes, Chaetothyriales, Herpotrichiellaceae.